UAAUGGAUGACGAAAUAAUGGACGACGAAAUUAUUCUUAAUUGCAUCGUUAAAGAAUCCCCUGGAACCAUUUUCCAGGUUUCUAUUAAUAAGAAAAAAAGCAUUUAUAAGCUUAAGAAAGAGAUCAAAAAAGAAUUGUCAGAUGCAUUCCAGAAUAUUGAUCCCAUUGGCAUCAAGCUAUGGUCUGUGCAACUCCGUCAAAAUGAUUCGAGGCUUACGCAACUUAGAAAUUAUAGUGCAUCUGAAGUUGAUAAUUUGGGAAAGGAAGCGCAAUAUUCAACGUUUGAGGUUGGGGAAUAUUUUAACACUAAUGUUAGAGACAACAUCCAUGUUAUUGUUCAAGGUAAAGAAAAUUGGUGUGCUGUAUGCGACAUGCCAUUUAAGAAUGGCGAGAUUUUAAAAAAGCAUGGGAUUCUUGAUGAAACACACAAGACGUUGUCGGGUGAAAAAUCAAAGCCGGCUUAUUAUUUGGGUGUUGAUGAGGGUAUAAAUUAUGAUUCUUAGUAUCUUAGUAUGUAGUUAAGAUUUUUUAUAUCCGUAUCAUGUAACAGCGAUAUAUUCCGCUUCCAGCAAUGUUUAUUUCAUUAAAUAAAGUAUUGAUAGUAUUGAUAAGAAGAUGCGAUUCUGAAUCUGAAUUUAUUCUUUACAUGUAUGAGACAGGCUUUACAAAAUCUGAGAAGUUGAUAUGUCAUGCCACGAUAUAUAGAUCGAAUCAAGUUUAAUAGUCCGGAGCGGUGAUCUGGUCCUCUUCAGCUCGGAAGGUUUUUUUCUGAGCCACAGAUUGUGCGACAAAAAAUGUGGAUCACAGGACGGGGUCUGUGCGACAUAAUUUAUAUUCUAAAAGAAAAACAUAUUAACCUUUGUUCUUUAUUUUUUUUCCCGAACAAUCAUGAGAAAAAUGGUAAAAAAGGUCUACACGCAACACAGGACCUACCGUAAAAGUAGAUAUUAACGUCAAAAGCAUAUGUUAUGAA
This is a messenger RNA of Rhizophagus irregularis DAOM 181602=DAOM 197198, 973 nucleotides long. NCBI's taxonomy places the organism in Eukaryota, Fungi, Glomeromycota, Glomeromycetes, Glomerales, Glomeraceae. The record is from RefSeq and is a predicted model, not a curated record.